Messenger RNA from Hibiscus syriacus, 471 nucleotides. RefSeq lists its product as uncharacterized. Lineage: Eukaryota; Viridiplantae; Streptophyta; Magnoliopsida; Malvales; Malvaceae. Bases 1 to 471 code for a protein of 156 amino acids. The transcript is spliced from 3 exons. The record is from RefSeq and is a predicted model, not a curated record.
AUGGCUGCGGCUGGCUUAGAGGGCAAUGAGCUCUGCUUCGAAGAAGCAAUGUCAUGGCUGCCUUCUCAUGUUCUUGAUGAAGCAAUUUGGGAAACCAACAAAACAAAGGAUGACGUGAAGUACAACUACCAUCACCAUCGCCAUCGUUCGAAGUUGCCGGUUAAAAGUUGUUCACCGGUUGGCUUGAGACGGCAUCAGAAACCCAGAUAUUGGGGCGGCUCUGCAUCGGGAGGACCUGGAAUGCAGGCUUUUUUCUUGGAUUCCGGUAAAAGAUCAUCCGGGACCGGUGUUUUCCUUCCCCAGAGAGCUGGCACUAAUUUUUAUUCUAACAGAAAACCAGAUAAUUUUAUAUUAAUUUACAUUUUUUUCAGUCAGCUUUGUUCUCCAGUUCUCCUCCCUUGUCGUGUUGUUCAAGCUCUGAACCUGAACGUCCAAGAGUUAGGCCUGCAGCUUUCUCCCCGCCGUGGUUGA